Seriola aureovittata is the source of this 8528-nucleotide messenger RNA. RefSeq lists its product as uncharacterized. Bases 162 to 7094 code for a protein of 2310 amino acids. Gene Ontology annotation, molecular function: DNA-binding transcription factor activity, RNA polymerase II-specific; DNA binding. The transcript is spliced from 10 exons. NCBI's taxonomy places the organism in Eukaryota, Metazoa, Chordata, Actinopteri, Carangiformes, Carangidae. The record is from RefSeq and is a predicted model, not a curated record. Gene Ontology annotation, biological process: regulation of transcription by RNA polymerase II. Gene Ontology annotation, cellular component: nucleus.
AAGACUCCGCCCUAAUUAGCUCUCCUUCGGCGUACUCUGGUGUUAUGAAGGAGCGAGCCCCUGUGUGUUAGCAGUAUCCAAUCAGCGCUGUCAAUGCAAGUCGUUGACCGUGGAGAUGUAUGUUGUGUGGUAGCUGCUACGAGCAAGGCUAGACAGGCAGUAUGGCGGAGGAGGGCAGUGUGUACGAGUUAGAGGGGCUAGAGACACAAUUACAGAGUUUGUUAAGCCGCCACUCAAGUGAUGAGUUGCGUGACGACAGUAAACCGUUCUGCUCCGACUUUUGCAAGCUGGUGGAGGAGUACACUUCUCGCUGGCAGGUGCCACUGCCUCAGCUCAGGAUCCUUGAGAUAGCUCUCUGCUACUUUGCUAGAGCCUCCACUUCCUUCACAUCAAACUGUGAUCUUGUGCUCCACACACUCAGUAGUCUGGCCUUGAGUGUUUUUGAGUUGCUGCUGUUCUUUGACCUGGAUGACUUCCAUCAGGAGCCACUGAAACAAUUCACUGUUACAUUCCAGGAAUGUCAUUUGGCCCUUGCGAGUUAUCAGAAUGUUCACUUACUUCAGGUGGAGUGUUUGGUUCAGGGUGGCGGGCCUUGGGCCAGCUCAGUCUUACAGGCAAUCCUCAGUGAGUCCAGUUUACCUCAGAAUGAAGCGGAUGGGUGCAUCAGCUCUGAGCUGCCGGUGUUCUUCGAGCUUCGGGUGCGCUACCUUUUAUCCUGCGAGCGGGUCAGUGAGGCCAUGGCCCUGGCUAAGUGUUGUGCUCGGCAUCCCACAGCAGGACAACACUUGUUCUUCCUCCAGGUCUACCUCACGUGGCUUUACAAAACGUCACAGCAUGACCGCCUAUGUAAAGAGAUGGAUGACUUUAAUGGUAAAGAUGCAGUUCACAUUAUCUGUAGCUUGGAGUGUGAGGAAAAAGACGACCUGCUGCUAGCCCUCAGCAGAUCCUUCCUCUUCCAGCAGCUCCGCAGAGGAGAUAUGUACUAUCUGUGUGAUCUUGUCUUUAUAUGGAGUAAACUUCAUAGUCGGUUGAAUACAUCCAAGGAUGCCCUACUUGAGGAGAGUCAUCAGCUGAUGCUGUCUGCCACUAAUGUCAACUCAAUCUUCCCGUUCAUCAGAGCCAUACUGCAAGAGCUGGGUGAAGAUGGUAUCCAGUUCUGCGUGGAGCUUUGUGCUAAUGCCCUGGAGUCUUGCCUUCCCUGUGAUGUCAUUACCAAGUCCCUAAUCUACAAAACCAUUGCUGGCCUGCUUCCCAAUGACCUGGAGGUUUCCCGGGCAUGUGCUCUUCUCGUCUUCUUCCUCGAACGCACUGUUGAGGCCUACAAGAUGGUGUACCUUCUUUACAUGCAUCCUGAUCAGGAGUACCACGUGGAGAACAAUCCCAUCGGAAAUCAUGUUCGCUUUGAAAUGCUUCAGGUCUUGAAGAAAGACCUCUAUUUUGACCCAGAGUUUUGGAACCUCAUUGCUUUGCGGACCAAUUGUUUGAAGUUGAUGAGUGAGAAAGUGGUUAGUGCUGCCCUUGAAGAAAUCAUGGAGGACAAAUGGAUCCACAACUAUUGCACCAAAGAGCUUGGAUUCCGGUCAAGCACAUCAUUAUGUCAGAAAGGCAGUAAAGGGGCAGCAGCAAAGAAGCGGCACCAUAAAGAGGACAGACAUCAUAAAGAUGACACUGACACAGCAUCCAAAAGACUGAAAGUGGGCCCAGGCAAAACACGACUAAAUCUUGAUGUAAAGAAGAAAGGCACCCAAGGAUCAAGACCUUUGAAGGAAACUUCAUCUGAACCUUUGAGGCGUUCAUUUUGGCAGCUCGACAGAAUAGAGGACAAUGUCGCCAUUGGGUAUGGACAACAUAGACGCACUACACGACUCUCAGAGAAGAACCCCCCAAAACGGAGGAUUAGGAAACCCAAGUGGCUUCUGGCAGACUCAGGAACUCUUGAAGAGAACAGUGCUCCUCUGAAGAUCAAAAAGCAUGGGUUGAAACAUCAACAACACGAUCAUCAAUCUCCUGUUGUAAAGAGGUCUGAAACUGGUCAGAUCAAGAAUAAUGCAAAACUCAAAUCUUCAGUACACUCUCAUUUAAAGGCAAGGGAAAACAACAAGCACCAGAGAGAAUUGUCUUUGGACUGUCUUAAACAAGCCACCCCUCCGCAAGUAAUUCUUGAGCUCUCCUUACCAGACAAUGAACUGAUGGGUACGUUUACUGAGGACACUUGCAACAGACAGAGAGGCUUCCCCCAAGUGCUUCUUUACAAACCCACAGUGAAGCUUCCUGUCACAUCACAACCUGUGAAGACUGUACAUCGCAAAGAGGUUAUUCUUAGAGCACGGGAUGCAGCAAUGUUUGUACAACAGUUGCACUGUUAUGCUCGGCGGCAGAAAGGAAAAGGUAACGGGUCGAAUGUUCACGGCUCAGUGUCAACAAUCACACGCUCCUCUGUGCAGGGAAGUCCUCCUAAAGAUCCACUAAGAGAGCUCUGUGAAAAGCCUGAGAUGAAAGGCAGAGUUUCUUCUCAGACACCAAUAGAAGCUGAAGUUACAGCAUCUCCAGUUUUAGAAAAAGUCCCUCAAGCUCAAACUACAAAAUCAGUCUCACGAAAGGCAUCUGCUGCAAGAGAGCUCUCUGUAAAGUCUUCUGUUGAAAUGAAAGUUACUGUUGCUCCACAGACACCAGCAUCAGCAAAACUGACAAAACCCCAGGUUUUAGACAAGGUCCCUCAACCUCCAAGCAAAGCAAAAGUCUUGCAUUCCAUUACUUCAUCAAGAGAGCUCCAUGAAAAGUCUGCUGAAAUGGAAGCUACCACUGCAUCACACAAUGCAGCUGAUGUGACAGAAGCCCCAAGGUUAGAUAAGGUCCUGCAAGCUCAAACCGCAGCUUCAUCCACAGAGCUCUGCGAAGAACCUGCUGUUGAAAUGAAAGUAACUAUUGCCUCACAAACCCCAGCAGCAGGUAAAGUGACACAGAGUGAUACAAGGUUAGAUAAAGCCUCUAAAGCUCAAACUGUAGAAGACCUCUCAAAAACCACAGCUUCAGCCGAAGUGUCGCAGACCACAACUGAAGACAACAAUCAGAAGAUAGUUACUGAUAAAAUCCCUCCAGGCUCCAAUACAGCUAACAUUGGCGCUGCAGAUCCAACAGCCUCUCACUCCCACGAUGUUCUCAUAUAUGGGGAACAAGAACUCAAGUCACUUUCCCUUCAGGCUGAAACUGGUAAAAUUCCUGUGGCCCAAGAAAAAGCAGACACUCACACAGAGGUGCUCACCACAGUCAGCAACAGCAUUGCUGAGGCGGAUGUCACAGAGGAUUUAUCCAAAGACUCGAGAGGACGUGUUCCUUGUGAAAGGGACACAAGCCCCAGAGGAAAUAUUGUCACUCUAAGUAAGGUAUCAGAGACUCAGGCUACUUAUUCACCUACAGACCAGGACAGUAUAAAUGACAUAUCUGCUCUGACAUUAGUAACAGAAAUGGUUACUGAACUUGCGCCUGAGGCACUUGCUCGAGAUUGUGAGAAUGAAAAAUGGCGAGCUCCAGAGAACAGUGCUUCCAAGGAGUCAACAGCGGUAGGUAAACCUAAAGUACCUCACAAAAUACGGAUUCCCUCCAGCUGCUCUGUACCAGAAUGGGAGGCCUCCGCGGUUGCUGAUAUGCAACUGAGGAAAGGGAAAGGAGGAAUUCACGAUAUUGCUCUGGAAACACCUGAGAACAGUGAGGCUAUGGAAACACCACCAGAAUCAGAGGAAUCCAAGUUGGAGUUCUGUUGUACCUUCUGCAACAAGGUCUUUAAGGGAAGUCGUGUUGUAGCACAUGCAAUGUUCCAUUAUCGUAAAGACGAGUGCAUGUUCUGUGGCACGAUGUUCAAAGAUGACCUCCUGGCCAUGAUGCACCUUUCUGAUCAUAUAGAAAAGCUAAAGAAGAGCAAAGAGUCAGCUGGUAACAAAGUCCAAGAAAACAGGGUCUCGGAGUCCAAAGAUAUUUCCACACCUAAAACCUCUGCCAAAGGUCGUCGCAGUAGUGGGAGAUCAAAGAAAUCUGCUCUGUCUUCUGAUUCAAGCCCACCUGAAUCCAGAAAGUUAAGAUCUAAUGACAAGCCAGUGGAUGGUCAGCUUUUACAAGAAAAGAAACAAAACACAUCAAAGCACCUUAGUAGAGAAAUUCCUGUUCAUAAGGUAAAUGGGCAUGUUGGCAAAAAGAAAGAGGUCGACACAGUGAAGCAGCCGCUUAUGCAGCAGGAGAUCUCCCAAGCAAGAACAAGUAAUGGAUCUGAGAAUCCUGAGCUGCCAGAAAACCAACAUGUAGAGAUGUACUCCUCUGCAUCUUCAGUUCAGGUAGAGAAAGAGUUUGGUUGUUCCACUAAAGAUAAAAUGAAGGAGGCAGUCCACAAAACAACAGCCACAAAACAAAUUGGGAAAGAUGUCGAAGAGAAAGUUUGCUGUCCUGUGGAUGGAUGUGCUUGGUUUACAGACUUAUCGAAAAACCGUGUUGCACUCCUUUACCAUGCUCUGGAAGAUCACAAUGGUGAGCUCAAACCCUUAGAACUGGCUUUCCAUGUCGGAAAUGGUAGAUGUUCUAUUUGCAUGAGGGUUUUGUGGAGUUUCGAACACUUUCAGCACCAUGUUGAAAGACACAGAAUCACUCCUCGGCAUCCUUGCCUUCAUCAAGGCUGUACUGCCAGGUUCAAAACCGGAAUGGAAAUGAGACGCCACGCCCGGAGGCACAGUCCGCUGCAGGCAGUGUGCUGCCUCCCUGGUUGUUCUCAACUAUUUAUUUGUCUCUGGGCACUAAACCUUCAUGAAAAAGAGCAUUAUGCAUCCAAACCCACAAAACCAGACAAGGUCACAAAAGAGCAAACUGGUGCAGAAAUUGGGGAUCAUAAGCCAAAAGAUGCUACUUCUGUAAAUAAGACUGUGAGUUUAAAGGCUGCUCGUAAGUUAAGAGGAAAGGCUACACAUAACUCGUCAUCAAGAAAACACGUUAAGGCUCCUCCUCUCUCCAAUGUCAGAACAUCUGUGUUGGAAACGGAGUUGAAGGAGAGAAAUGAGGAUUCAGGAAAGGAUUCAAAUGUCUUAAAGAAUCUCUCCAACAAAGACACCUCUGCACAGCCUACUGUUCCUAAUCUGAGAGUAAGGCAGACGUUAAGAAAAGGGCAAGUAACUAAUACAACACUGGCAGCUCCCAAAACCCACAAAGUCAUCUCAUCAUCAUUGUUAAAACACAACAGCAAAGUGAGGCAGAAGUUUAAGAAAAAGCAGAUCAAAGUAAAUGCAAAAGGUCCUGCAAGAAGAGGUCGUCCUCCUAAAUCAAAGAAAGCUGUGCAUGAUGAAAACACUUCUACUGGUCAAAACAGUGACACUGACAAAGAAAAAACUGGUUCGCAAAAGGAUUCGAAGCAGCCUACUCAACUUGGAAGUGCACCUAAAGCAGCAGAGGACUCAAAUCCGAGCAACAGGUUAGCAGCAGCAGAAGAAGAAAAGAGUAAGCAGGACCAAGAUGUAGUCAGAACUACAGACAGACCAGUUGAUGAAUCAAAGACUAAGAAAUCAGUGAAAAAGAGUCAUGUUAAACAAAAGGGGGCCUCGCAUAACACCUCUACAGUUGUUGCAACAGAUAAUAGUUUAAAUCGAUCAGUCAUUCCCACCACAGCAGACGAAACACAGAAGGUGACCACUGGCAAAAUAAAUAAAGUGCACAAAGCAAAAAAGCGCUCCUCUCCUAAAGAAAAUGAUAGUCAAACUGAGUCAAACCUCAGCAAGUCAAGGAAGCACAAGGUUACAAAUAACAAAGUCAGCACGAAGACUGUCAAGAAAAAAUAUCCCCUCAAAGAACAAGAGUCUGCCUCAAAGAAGGCCGCCAAGGCAAGAUCUGCUGUCCCACAAGUUGAAGCCAAAGCAGCAGCAGUUGUAGUAGAAAAUUCUGCUGAGGAGGAUGGAAAAGCAAAGGCAGAAAACAUGGACUCAACACAAAACAGCACUGGUAACACAGUGCCUGCUGUUACAGCAAACAUUUUAAAUGAAGCAACUGCACCACCCAACAGCUUAAAUGAGCGAGCCUCACCACCCACCACAUCAGGACAAAAAACACAGAAGGUAACAACAGAGGAAAAGAUAUCACACACCAUGAAAAAAGAGAGACAUAAAGAAAAGAAUGCUAAAACUGCUUCUUCAAACUCAGGCAAGGCAAAAAAGAAGCACAAAGAUAGGGAUAAGAAGGGGGACAAAAAGACAGUCAAGAAAAAACAGCCAUGCAAUGACCUGGGAAAAACAUCCGCCUUGAAAAAGACUGCCAAGUCAAAAUCCAUAGUCCAACAACAGGAUGAGACCAAAACACCUGCAGCAUUAGCGAAGAGCACUCUUGAUGAGGAGGGAAAAGUUAAGGAAGAAGCCUCAGAUGCAACACUUGACAGCGCUGGUCCCUCCAUGCUUGCUGUUACCAGCCGCUUAAAUGCAAAGACUUCUCCACCCACUGCCGCUGAAGAGAAAACGCAGAAGGUAACAAAAAAGUCAAAGAAAUCUAAUGAUAUGAAAAAACCUGACCCCAAUAAAGCAAAUAAGAAGCGCAAGAAUAUUCAUAAAGAAGGUGACACAAAGAUAGUCAAGAAAAAAUUCAAAGAUAAGGGUGUUCCACCAGCAUCUAAGAAGCCUGCAAAAUCAAAAACUGAAGUCCAACCACCCACUGAGGCCAAAGCAGAGAUAGAGGAGGGAAAAACUUCAGCGGAAACACCACAAUCUGCAGUUAGCAGCUCUGGUAACUGUGUUAUAAUGAAUGGACAAGCGGCAAGUGAAGAUUUAAAAUCUACAAUGUGUAAGGACUCUCUCGCCAAAUAUAGUAAGAGGCCAUACAUGCGACUGCCACCUACAGCUUACCUUGAUGAGAAGUACAUCACCAUGCCAAAACGGAGGAAGGAGAUGUCACUUUUCCAGCCGUAUCAGAGAAAUCCCCCCGCUGGGCAGACUCCUGUUCCAGCAACUCUGCAGAGACAACGAUGUGCCAAUUGUUUUGCUACUUUUAACAGUGCUGAGGAUCUGCAGAGUCAUCUCCAGCUGCAGAAGUGCUCAAACCUCUUUGGGUUUGACUCUGACGAUGAGGGCAACAGUUGAACAGGUCUAUUUAAGUCAAAACAGAUUGUUGUCUGGGAUGCAUAAUAGAGUGACCUGUGGACCUGCAUGGAGCCCCUGGAUGGAUCGUACCUCAACAGAUCAUUGCUCUCUGAAUGACUCGUUCAUUAUUUUGGGCAAAGACUCAUGCAUCAGGAGUUAUCAGAGGAGACCUGGAACUGAGAGGGUCUUCUGACUUUUGCUGCAGCAUGUGCCUGUAACACAAGGCCCGGGAGCGGCCGGGACACAUCAAAUAGCCAGUCGGUAAAAAGACUACUGAACUGAAUCCCAGUCAGACUGUUAGCAGAACAGCUAGUACUGAAGUGCCUGCUCUGGAACCGCUGUGUCGUUUCCAGCUGCUUCACCUGGUAUGGAGAUUGAGUAUUGUGGCUUAAAGACUGGACUCUUGAAAGCUGUGAAAAAAAAAAAACUGACGCUAGAUGACAAGGCUGCUCCUGCUUUCACUAGGAUACAUAUUUUUCACAUCAGUAAGCCAUAAUAUGACAUUGUUUGCUUUUUGCACUCUUCUCAUAAGAUAUUCUGUUCAUCUUUUUUCUGCUUAAACUCUCAAAGUGAUGGGAAUUGUACAAUAAAAGCUCAUACUAUUUUAACAUCCUAAGGUUAAAAACAUAAUGUAGUCUAAACUUUGAAAGUUGAAAGAUUGCUGUAUCAAAGUCUUCUUUGGGAAGUUUUUAUGUAUAAUUCUUGUUUAAAUACUAAUUGUAUUUCUAAUACAAAGUUCCCUGUGGGGUUGAUUAGGACUGAGCUGCUUGUCCUCAUUAUGACUAACCAGUAGGGGUCAGUGUGCACCCGUUUCAAGCACCUCAUCAGAUUUCUUUUUUCCUCUUGCUAAACAUAAGAUGAUAAUGUUUGCUUUUUUUUUGCAACAGACAGAUUUAUACCUACAGAGUUGUUCCACUGUAUUUAUCACUGUACAGUCUCAAGAAAUGCUUUCACUUCCAGGACACAUCCAUCAAGCUGUAUUUCCUUUAGCAAUAACAAAUUCCAACCACAGGAUGUGCCAGUAUCCCACAAAUACUUUGCUGGAUUCUGUCACUAAUCAUAUUCUAUCUAUUAUUUGCUGUUGGUGGAGCAGCUGACAUUCUGUCUUAUAUUGUAUUUUCUCACUUAAAUAUAGAUUUUUCAUUUUUAUCUGGAACUGUCCAAGACCAUUGGAACAUUGUGAUUUCUCUUUUAAGGUGAAUGUUGUCUUUAAGGAUUCCUUCAGAGAGAAACAGAAAUGUGGCAGUCAAACUGCCACAGUUUUACUGGGAGGCCGCACCAGUCUUUCAUGAGCAGCAGCAGGUUAUAUUUAUUUAUGAUUUAUUUUCUAUCUUUUGUAAAUAUUUGAAGAGUUUCACUGGCUUAUUAUAUAAGGAGUUGUUGGAGCCAAGUUUAUAUUUUGUUCUUGGAAAAAAUAAAACUUAUUUCAAAUGG